Pieris macdunnoughi is the source of this 1131-nucleotide messenger RNA. NCBI's taxonomy places the organism in Eukaryota, Metazoa, Arthropoda, Insecta, Lepidoptera, Pieridae. The record is from the annotation of a GenBank genome assembly.
AUGACCAACGCAACUAAUGAAACAAGUGGAAAGGUUUUGAAUUUCGAUCACCUCACAUUUUGGGUGGCAAAUGCUAAAACGGCGUCAACUUAUUUUGUAACGCGCUUCGGUUUCAAACCUUUCGCUGUUCGAGAGGCCUCUGAAGAUAAUCCCAUUCAGUCCUAUGUGGUUCAAUUAAAUAAGAUAACAAUAAUAUUUCAAUCACCGACAUCAACUGAAGGUGUGAUCACAUUGGACCUCACCGCUCAUGGCGAUUUUGUUAAGGAUGUCGCAUUCAAAGUUAAUAAUCUAGAGGAAAUUAUAAAAAGAGCAGCCAAAGAAGGCGCUAUUAUUGUUAAAGGCGUGACCGAAGAAUGCGAUGAAAAUGGUGUCGUUAAGUUCGCUGUUCUAAAAACGUACGGUGACAAUACACACACUUUGAUAGAUAAGUCGCAGUACAAAGGAAGAUUUCUGCCGGGAUACACGAUUAUCGAAGACGUUGAUAUUGUCAAUAAGCUUUUGCCGGACACUCAUCUUGAAUUCAUAGACCACGUGGAAGGAAACAUGGAAGAUGGGACUCUAGAAGAUUCUAUCACGUGGUAUGAAAAGAACCUCAAUAUGCACAGAUUCUGGUGUGUUGAUUAUACCCAUGACUUGGUUCCCUACUCAUGUAUCAACUCGGCAUCUGUUAUCAACGAGUCAGAGACUGUGCUUCUAUCUAUGAAUGAAGCGGCAAAGGGACUUCGUCCAAUAAGCAAAGCCAGAGAAUUCGUCAAAGCACACGGUACGUCCGGCGUUGAACACGUCGCUUUGUAUACAGAUGAUAUAAUUACUACUAUGCGUAACCUCAAGGAGCGAGGUGCAGAAAUAAUAACAUGGCCAGCGACUUAUUAUGACAUGAUCAAGGAGAAACUGAACAAGAGCUCUCUCAAAGUACAAGAAACAAUUGACGAUCUAAAAGAACAGAAUGUUUUGAUAGACUUCGACGAGCGCGGUUACAUGCUGCAGGCGUUUACUAAACAUGUUCAGGCGAGGCCUACUUUAUUCUUGGAAAUUAUACAACGUAGAAACCAUAGGGGAUUUGGUUCCAUGAACUACAAAUGGGUCUUUGAAGCAAUUGAACAGAUGAACGAAAUGAAAACGGAGAGUUGA